Molecule: messenger RNA, 1398 nt
Organism: Coccinella septempunctata (seven-spotted ladybird)
Lineage: Eukaryota; Metazoa; Arthropoda; Insecta; Coleoptera; Coccinellidae
Exons: 4
Coding region: 345-1277 (310 amino acids)
Source: RefSeq, a predicted model, not a curated record
AUGCCCGUUUGCACCGUUUGUCUAAACAACGAUUAUAUUCUUAAACGACGUUUAAUUCCUUAAUCGGGUUGCACCGUUCCUAAACGUUGAUUAUAAGGUCCUUAAACGUUGUUUAAACUAAACGCAGAAAUUUGCCCGAUUAAGGCGUUGAUUGAAAUAAUACUUCAAAUUUGAUUGACAACUGUGUGUCCUAUUUCAAGUCAUUUUUAUAUUACCGGUGGAAAGAAGGUGAAUCUCACGAAAAAUUACGUAUUUCGGUCCACCAUAUUUCACCUCAACCACACCAAGUUGGUGAAUUAAAAAACGCGCCUUUCGUGUUGAUAUUAAAUUUGAAUUACUAUAUAAUGGAUGAUUUGGAAGAUGAGAUCUUAAUUGAGGAUGAUCUUGAUGCACUUGACAUCAUUGAAUUUGGAUUUCCUAGACGAUUUCUCCGAAGAGUAAAUUAUUUCGAAGAAAUGGAUAAUCUCACUUUUUUUAGAAGAUUUCGUUUAAUGAAAGAAACAGUGUUGUUUUUGUUGCCAUAUCUGGAGAAUGAUUUGGAAUUUAAUAAUGACUUGAAUAAUAGUGUUGCACCAAUAAACCAAUUGCUAGCAACAUUGAGGUUUUAUGCUAGUGUGAUUAGUUUUUUCUCCUCAAUCAAAUCUACAUCCAAUCAAAAUACAUCGUUUUUAGGAGGAGAAGAUGCUGAAGUAUUUCGGAACAGGAAGGGAUACUUCUCUAUAAAUGUUCAAGCAACUUGCGAUGCUGACUUGAAAUUUUUGGAUGUUGUUGCACGAUGGCCUGGUUCAGCAAAUGAUUCCACAGUUUUCAACAAUUCAAGAUUGAAGAGAAGAAUUGAGAAUAAUGAAUUUCGAAAUGGAAUUUUUUUGGGCGAUAGUGGAUAUCCAUUGAGAAAUUACUUCUUAACACCUCUUCUAAAUCCAUGCAGUCCUGAAGAACGUUUAUAUAACGAAGCACACAUUAGAACCCGUAAUACUAUAGAACGCUGCUUUGGUGUGUGGAAAAGAAGAUUCCCAGUUGUGGCAUAUGGUAUGAGGCUGAAGCUGAAUAAUGUAAUGAAUGUAAUAGUGGCUACUGCAGUUCUACACAACAUAGCAUUAUUGCAAAAUGAAGAACUACCUCCGCCACCUGAUGAUGUUCAAGUUUCAGAAUGGAAUAAUUUGAUCAUGAUGGCAAAUGUACCUGAUUUGCCUCUCAAUAAUCAAAAUGACAAUAUCAAUGCUUAUAGGUCGGAACUAAUUAAUAGUUACUUUUUCAAUUUAAUUUAUCAGCAGUAAGCUAAUGACUUUGUUCGAUUAUUUCAUUACGUGUAAAUUAUACUCUGGUUGUUAUUAAAAAAAAAGACGUAUUGAAAUAUCAAUUUUUAUUUUUCUCAACAUAAUUAACUUAAGAAAAUCA